AUGGGGCACUGUGUGCAGCUCAAGGGCCAAGUGGAUGUUCGUAUCGGCGUGGGCAGCGCUGUAGAGUGGCUGCCGGAGUACGUCGCCGACUUGGACGAACCAUGUCUGCUGGGAUUCGACUACCUGACGCAGAGCAAAGCUUGUGUCAACCUUGGACGGAAGCUGGUGAGGGUGCGUGGCCAAGAAGUGCCCUUGCUUCUGGAGGUCAGCUGUGCGGAGGUAGUUGUGGCUGAGAGAGUGCACCUUGCCCCUAGGACAGAGGCCAGAGUCCGGUGUCGACUGUCCAGAGCGAUGCAUAGAUCGGAAGGCAUGGUGGAGCCCACAGAAAACCUGCAACUGGCUGACGGCGUGACAGUCGGGCGGAGCCUCGUUCAAGCGGGGGAGGAGUUAGUUACGGUGUUGGUAGCUAACCUCUCCGGUGAGGCUCAGAAGGUGCCUGCUGGAGCCAAGCUGGGCACUUGUGAGGAAGUGGAGCACCCUGAGGAGAUGUCGAGGAGCGCAGAGGUGGCUGCUGUGAGGCCGUUGCCCGACUUCCUGGAGGAUUUGGCUCACCGGAGUGCCACUAACCUGAUGGAGGCACAGACGGAGAAAGUGCGCCACACCCUGGCUCAGUAUGUGGACGUCUUUAGCAGGGGUGACAUGGACCUGGGCUGCACGGCGUUGGUGAAGCACAGCAUCAACACGGGAAGCAGUGCACCCAUCAAGAGCCCACCCCGACGUAUUGCACCAGCCAGGCAGGAGGAGAUGCAGCUCACUGUCAACAAGCUGGCAGCACAGGGGGUGAUUGAGCGGUCGGACAGUCCAUCGUCAUCAGCGGUAGUCCUCGUUAAGAAGAAGGACGGCACGCAGCGCUUCUGUGUGGACUACCGGGCGCUGAAUGACGUGACUGCCAAGGACUCUUACCCCCUGCCCUGCUCGACGCGCUGGUGGCGGGCCAGGCCAUGA
This is a messenger RNA of Scylla paramamosain (green mud crab), 945 nucleotides long. RefSeq lists its product as uncharacterized. The record is from RefSeq and is a predicted model, not a curated record. NCBI's taxonomy places the organism in Eukaryota, Metazoa, Arthropoda, Malacostraca, Decapoda, Portunidae. The transcript has a single exon. The coding region runs from base 1 to 945 and encodes 314 amino acids.